This is a messenger RNA of Gigantopelta aegis, 2395 nucleotides long. RefSeq lists its product as uncharacterized. The record is from RefSeq and is a predicted model, not a curated record. Bases 178 to 1347 code for a protein of 389 amino acids. NCBI's taxonomy places the organism in Eukaryota, Metazoa, Mollusca, Gastropoda, Neomphalida, Peltospiridae. The transcript has 4 exons.
CACUGGUUAGAACUGGAAAUAUUGACAUAGGUCUGCUAAUGAUUUGAGUGGAGAGUAUUGUACGACCUGUCGCACAACAAGCGAGCGUUCUACCACUGAGCUAUAUCACUCUGUAUUUCAUCCGGACUAUUCUGAUACCGUGGAUGCGUUUCAGUUCGGAUUUCACGAUGGGUAAGAAUGGCCGCUACCUGGCGCAGACGCGGACAGACAGACGAGGGUGGUGAGACUCCGCGGAAGGAGGUGAAGUCGGGAGUGAAGAUGAAGCAGAUUCCUCGACUGGUUGUGCCCUGGCUCAAGUCAGUCUUCAGAAUCACCAGGAGACGCGUCCUGUCCGGGAGAUGUCGAGGACACGCGUCAUCCGGGUUAUUGAUAGCGGUCUUCGUGCUCUGUCUUUUGUAUCAUUUAGUUUUCAACAUUGGAAUGUGGUUUGGAAACCCGUCUGUAGUUCACUGGUGCAAGUACAAAGAGGUUCCUAGCUACCUUUUAAGAAAAGAACCUGAUGAAAUUACCUUAGUUACAGCAUACUUCAACCUUGGAACUUUAAAGACUGGGAACAAGUUUUGGGACUACAUUGCUCCAUAUAAAUACAAACAGUGGAUGAGACCUUUUGGAGUAAUAGCCAAUCGCAUGGUUGUGUUCGUGGAAGAUGACAGCAUGGUAGAAUAUUUCAGAGAAAUUAGAUCGUGCUUUCCAGAAAACCACACCGAAAUUAUUAAAGUAACAAGAUCGGAAUUGUGGUCGUUUUCAGUUCUAGACAAUGUGAGGAAGAUUUAUUCCAACUCGUCCUAUCCUAAAUUGUAUCCUAACACUGUCAGUGCAGAAUACACGUGCGUUUUGCAUUCGAAAUACGAGUUGUUACAGAGUGUCAUCGACGCAGAGGUCUUCCACUCGCCGGCGUUGGCGUGGAUUGACUCUGGAUACUUCAAAAACUUGGACGGCAUCACCACCGAACCGUUUAAACUGUUGGUUCCUUCGAAAUUUAAUACGAAAAAGGUUGGGUUUUCUCAGAUCUGGCCGCGAGACCCUUACCUUUCUCCUUCAACUGUGAUGACGAAACACGCGCUCUGGGUCUCCACGGGAUUCAUUCUGGGGCUGCCAAAAGUGUUGAAAAACUUCACACAGCAAUACAGAUCGAGCAUGGAAGAGUUCUUAGACAUGGGUCUUAUGAACACGGACAAGCAAGUGAUAUACGCAAUGUAUUCUUCGACUCAGAAGUUUAAAAAAUAUGCCAAGAUGAUAAAACCGUACACCUGCCACCAGGGACAGCUGGGUCUGUAUGGAUCGGACACUCAGUAUUAUUGUUUAGGUUUUGUGUGUAAACACAUGUGGGAUAGGAUCACUCCUUGAUGUUAGUUUUAACAACUGUCCAUUUGUUUAUGCACUGUUUGUUAUUUUUCACUUUUUACAUUUAAGUCAUUAACAUUUGAUACCGAUUUUUCUGAUGGUAGUUUUAUUUUUAUAUGUUUAACAAUAUACAAUAAAUAAGCAUUCCAUAUGAUUCUAUGUUUAUAAAUAUGUUCUAAAUUACAUUGUGUUUCCAGCCUCGGUGAGAUAAUGUAUCAUUUAUCAACCUUGAGGCUGGUAGAUACUGGGUUCGCAUCCUAGUACCGGAUCCCACCCAGAGCGAGGUUUAACAGCUCUAUGGGUAGGUAUAAGACUACUACACCGACAUAUGUCUCAUUAGCCACUAGUAACAAACCAUCAACCUCUGUCCUGAAUAGACCACCUAGGUAGCUGAAAUGUGUGUUUAGUACAGCGUGCUUGAACCUUAAUAGUAUAUAGUAACAAAAAUCAAGUUACGGUGAACUAAACUGACAUUGGACUGUUUGACAUACAACUAGUGCUUGUACCCGUACUAGUGACAUGGGCGGAUCCAUAAUUGUACACAGGGGUGGUAUAUCAAAAUUCUAAAAAGGACAUGUUUGGGUUUGACGAAGGCAAAAGAGCUGAGCUCCCAAGAGGAGAAGGACCAGGGGGUUCCGGGGGCAUAUUGAAAAAAAAGUCACCGGUAGGAGGGUCCACACACACACACACACACACACACACACACACACACACACACACACACGCACACCGACCCUCCAUUGGCCAUGCGUUGUAAUCUUCCUGUAGCACCGGUUACUAUUACAAACAAUAAUCAAGAAAAGUCUGAUCGCUGUUGUAAUUAAACAUAUAGAGAGGGCCGUGUUUACGAUGUUUCUUUGUAGUCACCAGUCCAUUUUUUAACGCUGACGAGGUUGCAGCCAAAUAUUGUGUACAUGUACAACGAAGCACUGUACAUCACGGAAAAUCAACUUUGAUUAGGCAUCAUUGACAUUGUAGUUUUAAAGGGACACAUCCUAGUUUUUAAACACUAAGACAGGCCUCGGUGGCGUCUUGGUUAAGCCAUCGUACA